AUGAGCAGUGCUGACGAAAUCCGUGCUAAAAGACUUGCCAAAUUGGCCGCUAGAUCAACUUCUUCCGAGCAAACAAACAGUUCCAGCUCUGAAGAAAAGUUACCACUUCAGCAGCAGACCCAGGGCCCUCUGCUGCUGUUGCCUAAACAGGACGUGGAGCGCCACCGAAAUCAAACCAUAUUGGAUCAGGAAAAAAGACAGAAAACAACUGCUGACAACACCAUUAAAAAGCAAGAAAAUGUUUCUCUGAGAAGUGCUACUCCCACAGCCCAUGCAUCACCACAACCAACUACAAAUGCAGGACCUCGCCAAAAUCAACCAAUCACUCUGUCCAAUUGGGUUGGCGAUAACAUCGACAAAAUAUUCCAAUUAAAGUCCAAUCUGAGUGACAUUUCCAAAACUGCACACACAAUCACUGACAACGAGAUUGGCAAACUUGACGAAAACUAUUUUGAUGAAAUAUUCAUGGAGAUUUUGAAUUUACCGAGCAAAUACCCGGAGCCAAUAAGUUAUCUAUAUAGUAUCUACGACAGGACGUAUAGUUUGAAACGAGAGUUGCCGCUCAAAGCCAAAUUUUUUGAGGAGAAGAAUUCAUUUUUUUCCUUAAUCUUGAAGCAUGCCGUCAGAUAUUCAAAUAUGGCGUUGCAGUUCCCGGAUAUGUUUGCAACUUCCAAUCUUCAAAAGUCUAUUGGGUAUAUAAUUGACGAUUUUGCUCGCAUUUCACCAUUUGUAACACAGUUGAUUGAAGAGGCAACCGAAGAUGACUCGUUAUUGUCCUUAUUGAACUAUAUUAUACCGAGCUUGAGUGUGCGAUUAACUCAAAGAGAUGCUAUUGGCACCUCUAAACAUCUUGGCUACUUAAUCAUGUUUGAAUCUUUGGUUCUGCUCAAACCGGUUGCAGCGAUUUUUUCUCAAGUCAAUGGAUUUUUCCCAAAUCUGAGGAAGGAGGGAUUGGAAUAUGAAUGGCACUCUUUGUUGGGACCUGUCUUUAGAGUGUCGCCUUUGGGUAUGUCAUCUCAUACGUAUUUUGGUGAAGACCCAAAGUCAAUGUCUACGCCACAAUUGAAUACCGCAUUUGAGCUUGCUCAAGGUGAGCUCAAGACCGUUCUCAAUCACUUGUUUGUCAUUGUAGAUAAAUUGAUUAGAGGCUCGGCCAAGACCAGGGAAGAUACGUUGCGGUGGUUUGCUGAAUUGAUCAAUUUAAGCCACUUGCGCAGAGGUAGCCAUGCCGACUUUACAAAAUUAGCCAGUGAUGGAAUCAUGUUCAACAUUACCAUGGUAUUGAUUAAGUUGAGUCAACCAUUUUUGGAUUUCCCUCUUUAUACCAAAAUUGACAAAAUUGACGUUGAUUACUUUGCCAAAAGUAACUUGUUGGAUAUCCUGGAGGAGUCUAGAGUCAACUCUCUGAUUGAAGAUGCUUCACAAUAUGUUGAAAAAAAAAGGCAAGCUUGGGCAGAUGCGAAUGCAGAUGCAGAUGCAGGUGAAGGUGGAAGUAGAGGUGGAGGUGGAGGUGUUGUCUCCACUCCAAACUUUAUAUCUGAUUGCUUUAAUUUGACAUUGGCAUAUGUCCAUUAUGGUAUGGGUGGUAUUUACAUUAAAUAUGAUAGGAUUCAGCUGCAAAUUAAACAAUACAAUGAACGUUUAUCCAUGUUGGAGCUGGGCCAGCUGUUACCAGGAAUGAAUCCAAUGCAAGCUAAUGCAUUACGAGCGGGUUUACCAAGAAUGAAGAAAGCAUUGGGUGUUCUCGUUGCCGAGAAGUAUGCUAUUCGUGCAGUGUUUAGUUUAAGGGAUUUACAAUUGGAUAUUUUUGACUUUGUCGUUGGUGCAACAACUUUCAUCACCAGAAUGAUUGAUCCAAAUCAUGCUUACCCACAACAAAAGAUUACUAUUCCUAUUUACAAAAUUACGAGUGUUUCUCAAUUGGAUGAUCAUGACUUUUUAAAAACAAAGACACCGGAGCCAUGGAAGUACUAUCCAGAGUUUUUGCUUGAAGGUUUGAUCAACUACUGCAAAUUUUGUGUAAACUUUAAUGGGUGUCCAUUGGUCCGAAAUGAAGAAAAGCUCCUCACGUUUGUUCAAUUCACCACCAUCUUGCUUAGAUGCCCUGAAUUGAUUGGAAAUCCACAUAUGAAGGCAAAUUUAGUUGAAAUUUUGUUUAUUGGAACCUUACCCGGAGCAAAUGGCCAAGAAGGAAUGAUUGCGCCUAUUUAUCGUGGAGACCGUCUUGUUAUGAAGCAUUUGUUAUAUGCAUUGUUGGACUUUUAUGUCAUGGUGGAAAAAACUGGUGCUUCGUCGCAAUUUUAUGAUAAGUUCAAUAGUAGAUACUACAUUUCGGUGAUUAUCGAAGAGUUGUGGAAAACAUCUGAAUACAGAUCACAGUUGUUGGAUUAUUCGCAGAACAAUGUUGAUUUCUUCAUCCGAUUCAUUGCUAGAAUGUUGAACGACACGACUUAUUUGUUAGAUGAAUCAUUCAGCUUGUUGAACUCGAUACAUGAUUACCAAGUGGAGUUAAAGAGACGUUUGCGCGGGGAGCCAGAAAAUGAGGAGCUUGGAAGCACCGAUGAAUUAAAUGAAAAUUUGAAUACUGCAGAGAAGCGAGCUACAUCAUUAAUGGGAUUGUCUAAUAAGACGAUGGAGUUAUUUAAGCUUUUCACAAAAGAAGUACCAAAUGGAUUUGUGUUGCCCGAAAUUGUUGAUCGAUUGGCUGGAAUGUUGGAUUAUAACUUGUCAAUUUUGGUUGGGCCCAAGUGUUCCAAUCUCAAGGUUGAGUCACCAGAAAAAUACCACUUUGAGCCUAAAAAGCUUCUUAGUGACCUAUGUGAGGUUUACGUUAACCUUGCGUUGCAAAAAGGUUUUGUUAUUGCCGUCUCACGAGAUGGAAGGUCUUUUGAUAUUUCUUACUUUCAAAAAGCGGAAAAGAUUUUGACAACCAGGACUUUUAUAAACAACAAAAUUAUAGAUCAACUAAGGCUCUUUGCUCAAAAAGCAGAAGAAAACCGUCAAUCUGAGCAGACUGAAGAGUUGGAAUUGGGUGAAGUUCCAGAUGAGUUUUUGGAUCCUUUAAUGUUCACGUUAAUGGAAGACCCGGUCAUUUUACCAUCAUCUAAAGUUAGCAUUGAUCGCUCAACAAUCAAGGCGCAUUUAUUGAGUGAUGCCACUGAUCCAUUCAACAGAAUGCCGCUCAAACUUGAGGAUGUUACUGAAGAUGUAGAGCUUAAGGCCAAAAUUGCAGAUUUCAAGAGACAAAAGAAAGAAGAAAGAUUGAAUGGAGAGGUUGCUAAAUAA
Messenger RNA from Lodderomyces elongisporus, 3285 nucleotides. RefSeq names its product ubiquitin-ubiquitin ligase (gene UFD2). Lineage: Eukaryota; Fungi; Ascomycota; Pichiomycetes; Serinales; Debaryomycetaceae. Gene Ontology annotation, cellular component: cytoplasm; ubiquitin ligase complex; nucleus. The coding region runs from base 1 to 3285 and encodes 1094 amino acids. Gene Ontology annotation, biological process: protein polyubiquitination. Gene Ontology annotation, molecular function: ubiquitin-ubiquitin ligase activity. The record is from RefSeq and is a predicted model, not a curated record. The transcript has 2 exons.